Molecule: messenger RNA, 2293 nt
Organism: Impatiens glandulifera
Lineage: Eukaryota; Viridiplantae; Streptophyta; Magnoliopsida; Ericales; Balsaminaceae
Exons: 12
Coding region: 19-2175 (718 amino acids)
Biological process (GO): proteasome-mediated ubiquitin-dependent protein catabolic process
Cellular component (GO): nucleus; cytoplasm
Source: RefSeq, a predicted model, not a curated record
AUAGGUCAAAAUAAUUUAAUGGCCCACAGACAGACACUUGAGCUCAUCGUAUGCAUAUACUCUUUCUCUUCUUCCCACCGUAAAAGUCGCCGUCUUUCUACCUCUGUCGGAAACAACAACCCAACUUCAUACCACAUGGAUUCGAUGCCUGUCAAUUGGGAAGUUCUUGAUGCCCUAGUCAUUGAUUUUGCCAAAUCCGAACGUUUACUCGAGGACGCCCAAGCUCCCCCUUCUCCUUAUCACGGUCGUUUGCUGACUCGUCAGAUCAGACGGUCGGUAGAGACUGGCGAUAUUGACGCCGCUAUGGAUCUCCUCCGACUUCACGCUCCUUCCGUUCUUGAUGAUCACCGGAUUCUAUUCCGUUUGCAGAAGCAGAAAUUUAUUGAGUUCUUGAGGAGAGGCACCCCCGAGGGUCGGGAUUCUGCUAUUAAUUGCUUGAGAACGGCACUCGCUCCUUGUGCCCUUGAUGCUUAUCCGGAAGCAUAUGAGGAGUUUAAGCAUGUUCUUCUUGCCUUUGUUUAUGAUAAAGAUGAUCAAAACUCUCCCGUGGCAGUUGAGUGGUCUGAAAGGAGGAGACUUGAAAUUGCUGGAUUAUUGACUUCUGUUCUAAGAGCACACCUACAUGCAUAUGAUCCCAUAUUCUCAAUGUCGUUGAGAUACUUGAUAAGUAUACACAAAGUUUUCUGCUUUCGUCAAGGAAUAGUGUCGCCUAUUUCAAAUCUUAUUGAGAGGCUGCUCCCUGAAGAACGCGACCCUCCUGCAAUGCCUCCAGAGAGUCUAUAUGAGGCAUCUCCAUUUGAUGAGGUGGACAUACAAGCGCUGGCACAUGCUGUGGAACUCACUAGACAAGGUUCUAUAGAUGGGCUGAAGUUUGCUAGGGGAGAUCUGUUCAAAGCGUUUCAGAAUGAAUUAUCUCGUAUGAGAUUUAACUUAUCCAUGUUAGAUGGGCUCAUCCACGAGUACUGCAUAUACAGAGGUAUUGUGGAUUCAUCUCUUCCAUCUCCAAAUGCUUCUGAAAUGCAGAUACAAUCGGAGCCAUUUAGUGUCGAGCAAUCUGAGCCUGUGAAUUGUUCUCUAGGAGAAGAAUGUGUCACUAGCAAUCCUUUAGAUGGUGAAACUUCAUUAAGCAACUUAGAUGAUAACGGUUGUUCCUCCUCAGAAGUAAGAUCAGAUACAGUUGGCAAAGUUCUAGAUAUUGAGGAGCGAUAUCAUUGUGAGUCAACAGAUAAUCUUGAAGACUGUAGCACCAGUGGAGUCGUCCUUCAGAGUGGAUGUCAUCAUGAAUCACGUCUUGCCAAGAGAACCAGAAUUCAUGGCACGAUUGAAAAGAGUAGACACAAAUGGAGGCGCCGGGAGGAGAAACUUGAUCCUGGUUUUGAAGUUUGUGACUCACAUAUGUUUAGAAGUGUGAGUGGAAAUAAUACUGAUAAGUAUUCCAUUGUCCUGGGAAUAAAGGAGCUUGCUUCCAAAGGAAUGGCUGCAGAGGCAGUGGAAGAAAUAAAUACUUUGGACCCAAAUUUUUUCCCACAAAAUCCUACUUUGCUGUUUAAACUUAAGCAGGUCGAGUUUUUGAAACUGGCUAGUUCUGGAGACUAUCAAAGUGCAUUAAGAGUCGCUUGUUCGUUUUUGGGUGCUUUGGCAACUAAAGAUCCUACAUUGCUGAAACCCCUCAAGGAAACAUUGCUUACCUUGUUGAGACCUAUUGAAGAUACUAUGGAGCUAGACUGGCCCUUACAUGAUGUUGCAUCUUCUCUUCAGGUGGAGUUUGGUAGGAGGUUAGGAAUUGAUGAGCCGCAGCUUAUGAAGAUUUUACAAGCAACUCUUUACACACAUAGUGAAUGGUUUAAGCUUCAAAUGUGUAAAGAUCGGUUUGAAGGUCUGUUAAGGAUAGACUCUCUGAAAGAAGUGAGCAGUUCUUUGUUAACGGGUGGACCUGUCUUGAAGUCAAAUAUAGAAACUUGCGAAGGGUCUUCUCAGGUCACUGUUUCGUCAAGCAACCGAAUGCAAGAGGAUGUUAGCAGUCCAAAUCAAGCAUUAUCGAGCGAAAGUGUCUGUGACGAAAGUGCCAUACUUAAAGUCAUGGAAUUUCUAGCAUUGCCAAGGGCCGAUGCCAUCCAUCUUCUUGCUCAAUACAAUGGGAACGCUGAAGCAGUUAUUCAGCAAAUAUUUGCCUAGGGAGUUUGUAUACUGACUUGUAAUUGACAGAGAUUGUGUUUAUUGAUUUAUUCAUUGUAUUUUUUUUUAUGUAUACACUUCCACAGAGGUAAUUAGUAUGGCUAGAUUUUUUUGUGUU